UUCCGCAGGAAGUUACGAUGUUGUUCCCUGCCAAAUUGUUUUGAUUAAAGAUGUGUUUAAUGCCAGGCUUCGAUUUUAGGGAACGUUUUUAUAUAGCUGGUGAUGUUGUUGGUCAGAAAUAAGCGUUAACAGCAGACCUUCUUGACGUGUCAUCUCCUUGCUUGUUUUCUUCAAACUGAGGCCAAGAAUGAAGUAAAGAUUCCAACCAGUGACUAGGGCUCUGACAUAGAAGUUGAAGUAAUGGUGGGAUUCUAUUGCCAAGUCUGCAGGCAGACCUUCUUUGAAGGGAAGGGCCACAUAUAUGGGAAGACGCAUCAGGAGCGGCUGAAGAGAAUAUUGGCUAAGUUCUAUGAGAAGGUAAAGGAGGCCCGCAAGACGAUUAAGAAUCCUGCAGUGGUCAAAUUUGAUAGUACUAAGCACUUGGUCAACAUGUGGUGUCACUGCUGUCAGCAGGAACUCCUAAAGCACACGACCAAUAACAAUGUCACUGUCCUUCAUGGGGGUCUGUUGGAGCAUAUGGCCAGUGCCGAGCAUAAAAAGAAAACGGGAGCAUUCUGGUGGGAAUGUAAUGCAGAUCAGAAACUGAAAUCGAAAUUUCUUGUUAGUGAAGAAGAGAUUGAAAAAUUCAAAACUGAAGUUGCUAAAGCCCUGGAUUCAUAUGAGGAGAAAGAAGAUGAGUACAUAAAACAGCAAGCUGCCCAUAUCCGCGAGGUAGAGCAAAGACGUCUGGAAAUCUUGCAGUCCUCCAUAGAGCCUGAGAGUGCGGCCGGAGCUGUCUGCGGAGAGCCUGAGUGUGGAUCCCAGGAACCUGGCAACAGCAGCUCGGCCUUCUCCUGUGGUUAUAUAGGACCGGUGGUAGAAGAGGACACAACGCUGCAUCACUUGGAGGAACCCAAUUGGGAAGACGUUACUCACCCCUUAACGUUCAUUGGCCAUCAGGAUGCUUCCAUGGGAGGAAAUAUUCAUUCAGGUGCCACCCCACCCUGGCUUAUGGAUGAUCCAGAAGAGGGAAGUAGUGCUGUAAAACAGAUCGGACCAUCUCAUGAAGAAUUUGUCAAACAUAAGGAACUAGAAAAGCUUCGGAAACUUCCUCCUAACCGUGUUGGAGCUAAUUUCGAUCAUGCUUCCCAGACAGAUGCAGGUUGGCUGCCCUCCUUUGGUAGGGUGUGGAACAGUGGCCGGCGUUGGCAGUCUCGGCAUCAGUUUCGAGCAGAAGAAGGAGCAAACAAGUCUGGUCAGAAGAGAAAGAAAGAUGAUCCAUGUAAAGAAAAAAAGAAACCAAAGCAGGAGCCAUGGGAUUCAUCUCACAACUCUUGAAGGUCUCAAGACAUUUUCAGUUGUGUAACAUGACAGCCAGA
Molecule: messenger RNA, 1358 nt
Organism: Erpetoichthys calabaricus (reedfish)
Lineage: Eukaryota; Metazoa; Chordata; Cladistia; Polypteriformes; Polypteridae
Gene: cenatac
Product: centrosomal AT-AC splicing factor
Exons: 12
Coding region: 241-1317 (358 amino acids)
Source: RefSeq, a predicted model, not a curated record